Emericellopsis atlantica is the source of this 600-nucleotide messenger RNA. RefSeq lists its product as uncharacterized. The transcript has a single exon. The record is from RefSeq and is a predicted model, not a curated record. Bases 72 to 440 code for a protein of 122 amino acids. Lineage: Eukaryota; Fungi; Ascomycota; Sordariomycetes; Hypocreales; Bionectriaceae.
UGCGCAUUCUUCGUCUGGGGGCUUCCUCGCACGUUCGAGAGCAGUUUCUCGCCCCCCUCCAUCCCACUUCAAUGCUAACAGCCGAUGUUGCAGAAACAGCCCAGCUCAUCCGCAACCAACCCUCUCUCACCAUGGAGGGCGCCUUCAAUCAUGUAGGCAACCACCUUGUCUCCGACUCAGCCGCUGCGAUCAACGCUGGCGCCGAUGACCUUUCAGGCCUGGGACCCAGCGAUGGUCUUUUCUACAGCAAGGCUCCUGGCGGCAGCACCAGCCGCCGUCUGAAUGAUGACGAAAACCGACUCGAACCAUACGACGACGACGACAAGGACAGCGUCAGCACCCCUGUCGAUCCUAUCACCGGUCUCAAGAUGAACGGGCACGAGGAAGAGAAGGAGCUGCCGGAGCAUGCUUGCGCGUGGGUCCCACGUCCCCCUUCCUAAGAAGUAGAUUUGUGACUGACGUUUCUCAGAUACUGUGGAAUCCAUGCCCCCAGCAGUGUCGUCAAGUGCCUUGCCUGCAAGAAAUGGUUCUGCAGCGCCAAGGGCAACUCUACCUCGACCCAUAUCGUGAACCACCUCGUUCGCGCCCGCCACCGAGAAG